Molecule: messenger RNA, 3686 nt
Organism: Drosophila suzukii
Lineage: Eukaryota; Metazoa; Arthropoda; Insecta; Diptera; Drosophilidae
Biological process (GO): trehalose catabolic process
Molecular function (GO): alpha,alpha-trehalase activity
Source: RefSeq, a predicted model, not a curated record
GGAUUCAGUUUUCGGCCCAAAACCGAACUCGGCUUGGUUAUCAGUCACUCAGCUUGGCCUUUGCCUAAAAACACUCAAAAAUCGUUCGUAGAAGAUGGCAAAUAAGUGCCGCUGCGGUGCACUGACUCUGGGCGGGGAGAACAGGGGUGUUUUCUGCGAGGGUCCCCUGCUGGAUGCUGUCCAGAGGUCAAAGUUGUUUCCCGACUGCAAACACUUUGUGGACAUGAGCUGCAUUUUCACACCUGCCCAAACGCUGGCCGACUUCAAUAUGUUCAGCAAUUGCCGCAAGAACGAUGGCUCCCUGAGGUUCCUGCAAAUGUUUGUCGAGAAACACUUUAAUGAUCCAGGUUCGGAGCUGGAACCCUGGGUUCCGCCGGAUUGGAAGGCCCAGCCCUCGUUUCUCAUCAGGAUCUCUGAUCCCGAAAUAAAACAGUUCGGAUCGGAUGUCAAUCGACUGUGGAGGCAGUUGGGGCGGCGGAUUAAAGAUGAAGUCAAGGAGAACCCCGAUCACUAUUCCAUACUCUACACCCCCAACCCUUUUAUAGUACCCUCCUCGGAUUGUCGGGAGUAUCGCUAUUGGGAUUCGUUUUGGAUUGUUCGGGGCUUACUUCAGUGUGGCAUGCAUCAAACAGCUCGUGGAAUGAUAGACAACUUUUUGUCACUGGUUCAGCAAUAUGGUUUUGUGCCUGGAUGUGGAAGGAUUUACUGUUCGGGUCGCACGAAUCCGCCUCUCUUGAUAAUGAUGGUCAAGGCCUAUGUGGAGGUGACCAGGGAUGAGAAGUACGCCAUUAAAUCAUUGCCCCUAUUGGAGACCGAGUACGAUACCUUUAUAAGCAAACAUUCGGUUCAGGUGAAAGGCAAGACCAUGUAUCAAUACAGGGAUUCUUCUGCGGGUCCGAGACCCGAGGCUUAUAGAGAAGAUCUGGAGAGUGUGGCCCGCAUUCAGUCUCCUGUGUCCCGUGAGGUUAUGUACACUGAACUCAAGUCGGCCUCCGAAUCUGGCAUGGAGUUCAGUUCUCGUUGGUUUGUCACUGCUGAUGGUUCCAAUGAGGGAUCCCUCAGGGACACCAAAACCUCUGCCAUUGUGCCCGUGGAACUGAAUGCCAUCGUCUUUCGAAGUGGCAAGAUUCUAGCAGAGUUCAAUCGCAAGGCGGGCAAUACCCAAAAGGCCGAUGAGUAUCAGGAUAAAGCCUGUGCUUUGGUAAAGGCCAUUAGGGAUAAUCUGUGGAACGCCCAGGCUGGGAUUUGGCUUGACUACGAUCUGGUAAACAAUAAGCCUAGGAACUACUUCUGUUGCACCAACUUUGCUCCAUUGUGGGCCAGGGCCUUUCCCCUGGUGGACACCGAUAAGGUAUCCAAGGGUGUGAUCCAGUACAUCAGAACCAACAACUUGGAUGAGCAGUAUGGGGGCGUACCGUAUACGAUGAACAAGGAAUCGGGCCAAAAGUGGGACUACCCCAAUGUCUUCCCGCCCAUGAUGUUCCUGGUCGUCGAGGGACUAGAUAACCUGGGCACUCCGCAGGCCAAGGCCAUGUCCAAACGGUGGGCCCAUCGCUGGGUGAAGUCCAAUUAUGCAGCCUACAAGUACGAAAGCUUCAUGUUCGAGAAGUACUUCUGCGAGGAAUUCGGCACUUCCGGAGGGGCUUGUCCAGAGCACACUCCAGUGGGUUACGGCUGGACCAACGGGGUGGUCAUCGAGUUCCUCUGCAAGUACGGAAAGGACAUAAGCCUGGCCGACGACCUGGACGAGGGGUGCAAGUGCAAGGCCCGAGGGGAGAAGACGGCCAGGGGCAACGAGUACAUCAUCACCAGCGAGGCGAACAUGGAGGAGCAGCCUUCCAAGAAGUCCUGUAUAUGUGGUGCUCCCUCUGCAGUGGGUGCCGCAUCCAACAAAUCCUCCACUGGCACGAGUACACGCAACUCUGGGAGUAAUGGUCACCAGAAGCAGCAGACGGAUGAUGGUUGCUCCUGCGGCAUUGCCCAAAAGCAAAGAUCUCAGGCGCAGCAAGGACAUGCAGGAUUGGAUGGAAGCUGCUCCUGUGGGCCAGGAGCAGGCCAGCAACAUCAGAAAUCACAGCAGCAAGUGCAGGGUAGUAAUGCAGGAGGCUGCGGAGUUUGUGGACCACAGAAACAGCAACAGCAAGCCAAAAAUGCAGGGAGCUGUGGCGUUUGUGGAUCUCAAAACCCACAGCAAUCCCAAGCUCAAAUGCAGAGAUCACAGAUGCAACCAGGACAACAUGGACCUGAUUGCUCAUGCGGAGCGAGAUCCCAGCAGCAACAGCCAGGAAUGCAGGGCAGGGAUUGCUCCUCCUCGGCAAAAGGGGCUCCAAGUGCCGCCAGUUGUGGAGUGUGCGGAACGCAGAAACACCAGCAAUCGCAGACGCAAAUGCAGCGAUCUCCUCCAGAUCAGGAUUGCUCCGGCGGCAUAGGAUCUCAGCAGCCACAGCAGCGAACUCUGGGAGUGCAGCACGAUCCGGAUUGUCCUUGCUCCGAGCAGCACCAAAAGGGAGCUGGACUCAUUGUUGUACCACGACAGCAACCACUCAAAGAGGACGACUGCGAGUGCUCCAUGGACGAGCGGGAGUUGCAGCAGAUGCAGCAGCAGCAGAAGCAACAGGAUUGCAAGCAGCAGCAGCGGCAACAGCAACAGGAGUUCCAAAGACAGCAGCAACAGCUGCAGUGCGAACAGAAGCAACAGGAUUGCACCUCGAAGCCACAGCCGCAGGAUUGCUCGCAUCAUCUCAAGAGUCAGCAGCAAUCAGAGGGACCAUGUGGCUGCAUGGGCGAGGAGGACCCAAAGGAGCAACAUGAUCAGGACCCCCUGACGGGUCACUACUUCCCAGUGACCGACAAGGUGGACGACGGGUGCCCCGCGGAAAAGGAGACGCCGAGGGACUCCGAAUGCGAUGGUUGUGGCAGGAAUGAUUGCCCGGAUCCUCCGCAAGAGGAUUGCGGUUGCAAUGGUGGAGCGGAGAAGAUGCAGCAGGCUCCCGUUCCGGAAUGCGCUCAGCCGAAGCCACAGCAAUACGAAGCUCCAGAGGAUUGCGCUUGUUCGGCGGGUCAAGGUCAAGGUCAGGUUCAAGGAAGAGCACCACCACCACCACCACCAGCACCACCCGCCAGCUCUAUAUGUCCCCAUUGUGGAGGUAUCACAACUGAAUCCCAGACCGACUGGCGCUCCACCCAUUCGGUGGGCACCAACCGACCCUCGUUUCCCCAUGAUGAUGAUUGUGAGUGCUCCAAGGGAGGCGGAGGAGCCGGUGGUGGUCAGCAGAUGCGUGGCAUGGGUGUCCAGAGUGGUAACAGCAAGGGAGUGAUGACCGGUGGUGGUGGCCCCGAAUGCGGUCCCUGCAAGGCUCACAUGCCCUCCGAUUAUCCGGCGGAACGUGGACCCAAACCGUUAUAUAACAAACAGUUCCCACUGGCAGAUCCCGUCAGCAUGGCCGGAGCAUGUCCACCCAAAACCGAGACUACCAAGAAGAAGAAGUGCUGCAACUGUGACGAAAAAGAGGAAAAUGAUUAGAUCUACUUCAUCUAAAGAUCCCCAUCCUAGAGGAACAAGCGAAGGCCUAACUGAAGAACUGGAACUAAAUUUUAGUGUGUCAAAUUUGUAAUGGUUUUUCCAUAGUAAGAUCCUAACAUCUGGCCAUCUAUCAAAUAUAAUUGAUUAUUUUACUUCCUUGAAU